UGUUGGUUCGCUUCUUGGCCUGAUGCUACCUCCUCUGCCACCACCAAAGCCUCCACGUCCUCUGCCUUCUCCACCAAAGCCUCCUCGGCCACGGCCUCCGCCAAAGCCUCCACGUCCUCUGCCUUCUCCACCAAAACCUCCUCUGCCACCGCCAAAGCCUCCACGUCCACCUCUACCUCCACCAAAACCUCCUCUGCCACCUCCUCUUCCACCUCCUCUUCCACCUCCUCUUCCUCUAUUAUUUCCUCCUUCCAUUAUAUAUUAUAUGUAUAUGUAUAUAUU
Acytostelium subglobosum LB1 is the source of this 282-nucleotide messenger RNA. RefSeq lists its product as hypothetical. The record is from RefSeq and is a predicted model, not a curated record. Lineage: Eukaryota; Evosea; Eumycetozoa; Acytosteliales; Acytosteliaceae. The annotation marks the transcript as partial. The transcript has a single exon.